GGUGCUUGUAUUUGUGGGGAAAUUCGUAUGAACUCUACCGGGUCUUAACACAGUCAAACCCGAAGCCAUUUAAAGCCAUAAAUCGGCGUGUUUUUUUUCCGUUCGUUCUGCCACUGCCACGCUCUACGCUUUGCCUGGCGAAGUCCUUACAAACACUGUUUUUCUUACAUAAUUUAUUCUAAUCUUUCUGCAAACCCAAGUUAUAAUUUGCGCGGCUUUCUUUCAAAAGUUAGAAACCCCAAAAGAAAUAGGAGUUGACAAUGUGCAGGUAUGAAUUAAGUACUGAAAAAAACCAGCUUCUUGUUAUGUUGUAACGUUACAAUCAUAAUGAGUGUGGCAACGGAAUCGCCGUCUCCUUCUUCGAGCAAUGAUGAUUUUGCGAGGUUGCUGGAUGUGGAACUGCAAUCCAGCAAUGAAGAAGAGUCCGAGGAAGAAACCCAGUCUGAAAUUGUUCAGCACGGAAAUGCAGAGGAGGAAAAGGAGAAGGAAGAAGAGCUUUUCGAGUAUGAUCAAAUAGAAGCCCAAAGAACAAAAAGGCAAAGACUGUGUGAUGGAGGAAUGAUGCCUGUGGGAAGAAGAGAGGUGCAAGUUUCUGUGCCUGAAGACAAUAAAGAUAAUGUAGAAGCAUCUAGCAGCAGUCCAACAUGCCCUCCCCAUCCAGGAUUUAUGUGGGGAGUUUGCAUCCGGUGUGGUGUGAUGAAACCAAAUUCAGAUUCAGAUGAUCAAACUGGAGUUGCUCUUAAAUAUAUUCAUAAGGAUUUUGAGCUCACAGAUAGAGAAGUUGCACGGUUACGCAAUAAUGAUCUGAAGAAGUUACUACCAAGAAAGAAACUUUAUUUAGUGCUGGAUCUAGAUCAUACAUUGCUUAAUUCUGCUCGUUUUGUUGAAGUCCCCCAUGAAGAGGCGGCAUAUGUCACAUCAACUUACUUAAAGGGUGUAUCAAAUGCUGAAUCAGAAGUUGGAGAAACUGGAAGGAGCUUGUACAGAUUAAUUUCAUUGCAGAUGUGGACAAAACUUAGGCCUUUUGUGCAUGAGUUUUUGGAGGAGGCAAGUGAGAUGUAUGAAAUGUAUGUCUAUACGAUGGGAGAGCGAGCUUAUGCUUUGAAAAUGGCAAGGCUUCUUGAUCCCACAGGAAAACAUUUUGGGACUAGGGUCAUCUCACAGGGUGAUAGUACACGUAGACAUCAGAAAGACCUAGAUGUCGUAUUGGGAGCAGAGUCUGCAGUUGUGAUUCUUGAUGACACUGAGCAAGUAUGGCCAAGGCAUAGAUCAAAUCUCAUAGUGAUGGAAAGAUACCAUUUCUUCAGCUCAAGUUGCCGACAAUUUAACCUACAGAGUCCCUCUUUAACACAUUUAAUGAGGGAUGAGACAGAGACAGAGGGCGCUCUUGCAAGCAUGUUGCGUGUACUCCGUUCUGUGCAUCAAAUGUUUUUCAAUAAGGAUAAUGAUGGACUUGCUGCUCAUUCUGGAUUUGAAGGCAGAGAUGUGAGGCAGGUUUUGAGAGCUGUACGCUUGAAAAUAUUGGAAGGUUGUAAAAUUGUCUUUAGUCGGAUCUUUCCAACAGCUUACCCUGCUGAGAAGCAUCAUCUUUGGCGUUUGGCUGAAGAAUUAGGAGCAACAUGUUCUACUACAUUAGAUGAAUCUGUAACACAUGUUGUUGCUCUAGACCUAGGAACAGAUAAAGCACGCUGGGCAGUGCAGAAUAAACGUUAUUUGGUUCAUCCGCAAUGGCUUGAAGCAGCAAGCUACAUGUGGCAAAGGCAAAUUGAAGGAAACUUCUCCAUCACUACAAAGAAAAAUAGUUCAGCAUCAACUUUUGUUGAAUCUAUUCCAGUCUUACCUCAAGGUACUGAUGGAAGAGAUGUCGAAUCUACUCAAAAUAAAGAGGAGACUGAUGAUGGAGAUAUCGAUGUUGAAAGCUGAUUGCACACUCAUCUUAGGAAUAUUGCUAGUGGAAACUAUUGGAUGGUUGUGGCACAAAUAUUGUUUUUUGUUAGUUCUAACAAAUGCAAGUGAAUGGAGUAACAUGGCCAAAGCGUUUCUACAUUUGAUAAUACCAGGUAUUUCUAUGCUUUCAUGGAAAUCUAGGCCUUCAUGGUUGCUCGAUACCUUGUGUCAUGCUGGAAGCAUUAAGAUUAUUUAUAAAAAAACAUUAAGAUGUUAGUGACAAACACUGAAACCUCUGUAAUAGUUUAAAAUAAAUGUGUGUUUGACAUUGAAAACAAAUAGGCUGGAUCUUGAAGUCAUGUAGCUGGUGCACAAGUUAACCUACAGAUAGAGGAGCGAGGGAAAAAAGCUGCACUUGUAUUUAUAACAACUGACUAGACAUUUGUUGAGCAGAGUUGUGCCAUAGCUUCAAUAUCUUAUGGAGACACGUUAUGAGGCUAGAUAUUUACUUCCCAGCAUCUAUUCUCAGGGAUUUUCAUAGGAAGAUCAUAUUUCAGUAGAAAUCCUAACUCGAGAAUUUUGGAACAAAGGGCAAGAUUUGGAAGGAAUGUUUUCUGCUCUAAAAGACAACCAACAAUGUUGCAAAGUAUGUGUGAUUGCGAGUAUUGAUAUAAAUUUUGUGGUACAUGUGAAACACGUCAACAGAUCACUUAUGAUAUAUUUUAGAUGUCAAUUAAAUUAAUAUCAUUCGUUUUGGUCUUGCAAA
This is a messenger RNA of Cryptomeria japonica (Japanese cedar), 2653 nucleotides long. RefSeq names its product RNA polymerase II C-terminal domain phosphatase-like 4. NCBI's taxonomy places the organism in Eukaryota, Viridiplantae, Streptophyta, Pinopsida, Cupressales, Cupressaceae. Gene Ontology annotation, cellular component: nucleus. Gene Ontology annotation, molecular function: RNA polymerase II CTD heptapeptide repeat phosphatase activity. The transcript is spliced from 8 exons. Bases 328 to 1923 code for a protein of 531 amino acids. The record is from RefSeq and is a predicted model, not a curated record.